Messenger RNA from Physeter macrocephalus (sperm whale), 1176 nucleotides. It is a transcript of the gene CFAP161, whose product is annotated as cilia and flagella associated protein 161. Gene Ontology annotation, biological process: cilium assembly. The transcript has 6 exons. Gene Ontology annotation, cellular component: motile cilium. The record is from RefSeq and is a predicted model, not a curated record. The coding region runs from base 56 to 838 and encodes 260 amino acids. Lineage: Eukaryota; Metazoa; Chordata; Mammalia; Artiodactyla; Physeteridae.
GAGGCUAACACAGGCGCUGUGCCCCGGAAGCUUGUUCGUGGCAGAGCAGGGGACGAUGGCUCAGAACCUGUACGGUCCAGGAGUCCGGAUGGGCAACUGGAACGAGGACGUCUACCUGGAGGAGGAGCUCAUGAAAGACUUCUUAGCAAAGAGGGACAAGGGACAGCUUCUCAUACAGAGAAACAGAAGACUGAAAGAGAAUCUUUUGAGACCGAUGCAGCUUUCCAUAUCUGAAGACGGAUACAUUCGCUAUGGCGACAAAGUGAUGCUUGUGAAUCCUGACCGCGCUGAGACAGAAGCUGAUCUGUUUCUGGGCGGGGACCUGAGCUUGUGUAUGACUCCAGAUGAAAUUAAAGCCCAUCUGAGUGACGAAUUAGAGGUGCCCUGUGGCCUGAGCGCAGCUCAAACCAAGAUCCCGGUUGGCAGAAACACUUUUACCAUUUUGUGUGCAGCUGGAGAGGUCAUUGGUCAGGUCCUUAGAUACGGGCAGAACUUUCGCCUCGGGAUAGCAGGAGGAUUUGCAGACAGAAUGGCAAAUGCAAAGAUUCUUAUCAAUCACUGCCACACGAAUCGGGGGCUGGUGGCCCACCGGCAUCUUUUCUUAAGUACCUAUUUUGGAAAGGAAGCAGAGGUCGCUGCACACACAUAUCUGGAUUCACACAGAGUUGAAAAGCCAAAGAACCAUUGGAUGUUGGUGACUGGGAAUCCCAGGAAGGACUCGUCCACCAUGUUGGACCUGCCUAAACCGCUGGCGGAGGACACCCGAGUCCUGGAGCAGGUGGCGGAGCCGGGGGCCAGGAAUGCACCUGGCGCGCAUGCGUGCACUCCUCCGACGUAGCUUUACAGGAAAUCUAUCUCGGUCAUGCCUCAAGGUAUUCUUAAGGAAGGCACAGAACUCUCUGAACAUUGUAUUAAAACAAAGGCUAUAUUCAGAUUAUUGAAUUAACGGUGGAGGUCUAGGACACAGGAAAAAACAAACAAACAAAAAACCUUGCCUUGGGCCAUAGCACAGAAAUGGCCUUUGAAGGUGACAGAUGAUGUUCCUUUGUUGAUGACCACAUUCUGAAGACUCAGCUUCCUUUAUUUAGAUCCUACAGCAGCAGCUUCUAUAAGGACUGUAAAAAACUCGUUACUUUUUUAAAGCUGUGUCUGUGUAAUGAAGCUGUUGGAACUUUA